UUUUAUACCAAUAUUUUCGGUAUCAUCUUCAUAUUCUUGUUGAAUAUCUCUAUCAACACUUCAUCAUUCGUACAACAUCAAGCAUACAUUAAGCUAAUAAAGUUAUCAAACAAUGAUAAUUUCGUGCUAUUAUUGUCAUGUCCAAGUAAUGAUUAUUAUGAUGAUUCCAUUAUUCAUCUGAAUUCACUAAAUACGGACACGGAACCAUUGAAUGUAUUCACAAUCAAAUCAGAUGGUCAUAUUGAAUCAAUUAAUAAUUUAAUGCAAACAUAUUUCCAUGGAAUAAUCACAAAUUCCAAAUGGAAUCAUGUGAUUGCAAUUUAUGCAACAGGUAUUAUUGUUGUUGCGAAGAAAAAAAUCUCUUUGAUGAUAUUUACCGAUUCAAAAGAAUUCUAUUUAACACCAAGAAUUUCUUUUGAUGAAAAUCAUCAAAAUGAUAAUUCAAAUCCGCAUUUUAUCAUCAUCGAUAAUCAAUUACCUAUCGAUAUACCAAAUCUCUUUCAGUUAAAUUCUCAUCGACAUCGACGUAGUACAAACAAUUCAUCAAUUUAUUAUUGUGGUAUCAAAUUGAGAAUCAAUUAUGAUUUAUUUCAACAAUUUAAUUGUGAUUUAAUUUCCACUGUUCAACAUAGCCAAUUUGUGAUACGAUUUCUUAAUCAGAUAUUUUUUCAAACCAAAUGGUCAGAAAAUGGAUUUGAAAAUUCAUCAAUCGAUAUGGGAAAAUUUGGUGUAGUGCCAUGUAAAAUAAUUAUUGAAACCCAACCGCAACAAUUUACAAUACAAUCUAAUUGGACAUAUUCAGAUAUGGAGAAUUAUAUUCGAUCCAUUUCUGAUGGUAAUUUUUGCCUAUCACAUGUAUUCACCAAUGUGAAUCUUUACAAUAUUAAUGGAAUGACAUAUAAAUCACGUAUUUUCGAUGAAAAUAUUAACGGUGGUAUAUCAAGUUUUGGUCAUUGUGAAAAUCCAUGGGAAAUUUAUUGUAUCCUAAGUGUUGUACAUGAAUUCGGUCAUAAUUUCGGCUCAUCACACGAUAUUGAAAACGAGGAUUGUAUGCCUGAAGAAGGUGGAUCUUAUAUAAUGAGCUUUCCAUUUAAUGAUAAAAAAGGACCGAAUAAUUUUAAAUUUUCACCUUGCUCAAAUCGUGCCAUUUAUCAUAAUUUAGCAAAGAAAAAAGGACAAUUCAUUACCAUGUAUUUAGAAGGUUCUUGUUCUAAUAAAAAUAAAUGUGGUGAUGGAAUUCUUGAAAAAGGUGAAGAAUGUGAUGAAGGUCCUAAAGGUGGUCAUUGUUGUGAUAAAAAAUGUCAUUUGAAACCUGAAGCCGAAUGCAGUAAAAGUCAACCUAAUGCUUUAUGCUGUAAUGAUGAAUGUAAAAUUCGCCAAAAAGAUGAACAAUGUCUGCCGAAAGAUUUGAAUUUUUGUCUAAAUAAUGCCGUUUGUGAUGGUUUCUCAUAUGAAUGUCCUAAUCGUAAUAAAUUACCUGAUAAUACUUCUUGUGGUGAUAAACAUUUGGAUGGAUUUUGUUAUAAUGGUUAUUGUAAAAUGUGUGAACGACGUAUCGAUGGAUGUUAUUUUUGUUGUGUGGAUAAAUUCCAAAAAACCUGUAUAACAAACCCAAUAAUGAUGCCAGCUGGUUCAACAUGUCAUCUGAAAGACUCAUCUAUGCCUGGUAGAUGUGAUCUACAAGGCAAAUGUCAAGAUUUAAUUUCGAAUAUAAUUUUAGAAAUCAUUAUAAUUCUUUUCCUAAUGCUAAUACUGUGGUGUUCAAUAGAACAAUUUAAUUCGAUUUGAAAGUCACCCACAAAAAAUUCGAUGCACAUUGAAUUUCUUUUCUUUCUUUUCUCAUGUAACCAUUUUUAAAAACAGUAUAUAAAUCUAAAACAUAUCCAAUGCUAAAAACGUGAUCUUUUUAUUCGUUUUCUUGUUCUCAUACGAUUAAUACUAUCAAAAAUAAAAACCUAGUUUGAAAUAAAUAUUCGUUUUUCUGUUCU
Dermatophagoides farinae (American house dust mite) is the source of this 1988-nucleotide messenger RNA. The record is from RefSeq and is a predicted model, not a curated record. NCBI's taxonomy places the organism in Eukaryota, Metazoa, Arthropoda, Arachnida, Sarcoptiformes, Pyroglyphidae.